CGGCCCGUGGGAGCUCGCCGCUGGGGGCGAGGGGCCACUCGGGUGCCACCGGAGGGGCCGGGGGAAGCUCCCGCCUCGGGGCCGCUGCCAGCCCCGGCCGUCACGCUGCCGCCGCGGCUCCGCCCCGCGCGGCCGGGCGCCGCGGGCCGGGCUCGCUCCCGGGCCGGGCUCCCCCUUCCGUUAGGGAGGGCGGUGCCGAGGGGAGCCCGCCGGAGCCGCCCCGGAGGGAGCGCCGGAGGAGCAUGGCCGGGGCGGAGAGCCGCCGUCCUCCCGCGCCGGGUGAAGAUGUCAAACCAUUUACUCCUGAGAAAACCAAGGAAAUUUUGAUGUCUCUACAGCAACCUGCAGUCUUCUGUAACAUGGUUGGCGACUGGCCAGCCCUGCACUGGAAUGCGAAAUACCUUUCUGCGGUGUUGGAUGGAAAGACAAUCCAAUUUAGGCUAGGUCUGAAGACAGUGGAUUUAGUUCCCCAGUUUGAAACCAGGUGUAACUACGUGAAGGCUACACUUGAAGAGUUUUUGGCGUGGAGUUGUGGGCAGCCGUCUUGUCUCUCUGGACCAUUCAGUUGUUACGAGUACUCCAAAUAUUGGGCUUAUGCUGACUACAAAUACAUUGCCAGGAUAUUUGAAGACAAGCCAGAAAUUUUCCAGGAUAUAAGGUGGUCUGACUUUGGUUUUCCUGGAAGAAGUGGAAAAGAGAGCACGCUGUGGAUUGGUUCUGAAGGAGCAAACACCCCCUGCCAUUUGGACUCCUACGGCUGCAACUUAGUGUUGCAAGUACAAGGAAGGAAGAGAUGGCACCUCUUCCCACCUGGUGACACCAGUUUCCUUUAUCCCACCAGGAUCCCUUAUGAGGAAUCCAGCAUAUUCAGCAAAGUCAACGUUGCCAACCCUGACCUGAAACGCUUUCCUGAGUUUAGGAACACAACAGCCCAUGUGGUUACACUCAGUCCAGGACAGGUCCUGCUCGUUCCAAGGCACUGGUGGCACUAUGUGGAAUCCAUCGAUCCCAUCACUGUCAGCAUAAACUCUUGGAUUGAACUGGAUGCAGAUCAUGAAGCCCGUGUAGAAGAAGCAAUAACUCGAAUGCUAGUAUGUGCCAUAAAAUCAGCAGAAAAUCCCGGUGCUGGAGACGUGUGGCUAAAUCCCACAGAGGUUGAGGCAACAUCCCAUGAAAUCAAUCUUCAGUACCUGAAUAAAGCAGUGUCUGCAUAUUUCAAGUGUCAAAAGGCAAGUGUGUCAGAGCAGGCGUGUUCCAGCAGCACUGGCACAGAGCAAAGGACAAGUGCCUCACGCAAGAGGAAGAAAAGGGAAGUUGGCUGUGAACCAGAGGGCUGCAGAUUACUAACCCAUGAAUUUGGCUUUUCAUCAUUUAAAGCAGAAAAGCUGCAGAAAAUACCUUUUGGGCCUCAUCUUAUUCAAGUUUUACCACAGCCUCAAGAAACAAGCUCAAUGGGUGCAGUUGCAGUUGAAAGUGACAGUAGAGAUCUUCUCCAUGAAAAUGAAGGAGGACAUUUUGGAGAAUUACACUGCACCAGGAAGCAAUUGGUAAUGAGUAAUGACUGUGAAACACCUGCACAUCAAAUGGAUUCAGACAGCAGUCCAAAUGCCUCACAAACAGCCCUUUCUACCAAUGAUUUGCUAGACUGUUUGGUUAAUCCGCAUGUCAUCAAUUUAGUAGCUCGGCUGCUGUUAGAGAGAACACGAGUUUAAUGCUGGAGUGCUUUAUCAUUUCUGAAAUUAAGAAAUCAAAUGGCAGCCUUGUUCUGGGUGUUUAAGGUCUGUAAUAAUUGAAUGUUUUAUUUCAAAUAAUUUUUAGGUACAGAUAGACAGAGUUAAUGGUUAAGUGGCAGAUUUAAGUUGAGCUGAAAGAAGAAUAACUGGUUAAUGAUGGCUGGAAAGAGAAACCUGCGUCUCUGAGUCAGAGCGCUCCUCAGUGUUACGAACAAAACAGAGCAUACACAGUUAUACUCCCACCAUGAUGUGUGGAUGGGAUCUUUAAAGUGUUCUACAGCUCUGAGCUGUGAAACAAGUAUGGCUUGACAAUGGGAGCGAGUGCUGGGAUAUGGUUACAUAGCAGAGGAGGACUGAGAGUGGGAGAAGAUAGACUGACUUACUGUAGGCUGCAGCCCUUGACCACAUUUGAAGUGAAAUGGUCAAUAAGUGAUCAGUUGAUCACAUUAGAAAUAUUAAGCUCAAAUUAACCUAACCUCAGCCAAGAGGCAAUGCACUCA
This is a messenger RNA of Harpia harpyja (harpy eagle), 2233 nucleotides long. It is a transcript of the gene HSPBAP1, whose product is annotated as HSPB1 associated protein 1. The coding region runs from base 243 to 1712 and encodes 489 amino acids. Gene Ontology annotation, molecular function: 2-oxoglutarate-dependent dioxygenase activity. The record is from RefSeq and is a predicted model, not a curated record. NCBI's taxonomy places the organism in Eukaryota, Metazoa, Chordata, Aves, Accipitriformes, Accipitridae. The transcript is spliced from 8 exons.